CUAAAGCGAUAGAGUUCCUGGAACGAAGCAAAACAAACACUACUGACAGCUGUAGCUUGCAAGCUAAGGGCAGCUAUACUGUUGACAGAUAGUUGUUGAUUUACUGCUACAGCUUGUUAUUGCUUGUCUAUAUCCGGGAUGGGCUAGUGGACCUAUUUGCUUUGUGUUAGGCUGUCACAGUUAAGUACCAAGAGGGGAAAGCUGCCAUGUUAACACAAGCACAGAGAUGGCUGAAGCUGUGAGACCAAAGAAAGCGAAGUCAAAGUCCUCUGGAAAAUCCCAGGACAAGAAGCAUAAACACACUGAAAGUAUAAGAAACGUGCCUGGACAUGCUGGUUUAUGUGACAAGGCAUCAGCCCCGGAGUGCUCAGCACUGCCCAGUGAGGACUUCACAGACAUCCCUCUCAGUCUGCCCCCAGAGGUCUCUCCUCCAGAGCCACUGGACCUGCCGCAGGCCCCCAGUACAGCACUGACCGAAGGGGAACGUGAAGCGGACCAACAAAGAGGAACUUUAAGCCCCAAGACAGCUGAGUCACUCCUCAUCAGUGAAAACACAGAGAAUGAGCAAUCCAAGCACAACGAUGUGUCAGAGCUGCAGGACAUCAAAGAGGACCAACUGCUCGCACAAACAGAGCACAGACACUACAGUCGGACUUUGCUGGACUCAGCUCCCCAGAUCUCCGGUGUGCCAGCUUUGUAUCCCACCCUCCCAUGUCCCUCUGUGGACGCGGCGCUACUGUCAGUUCAGCCGUCUGAAGGCUGCUCGCUGGUGGUGGAUGCCUCCCUGCAGCCCGUCGCCACCAUCAUGAGCAGCCCUCAGCUGAGGGACCCCGCUGUGCUCCCCCUGGUCGAGCAGGAGUCCUCCCCUCCCAGCCUGGUCCCGUUGGAGGUGGUCGAGGCAGAGAAGCCCCCGCGACAGAGGCUGUACCCGGAGCUGCCCAGGCCACCCUCCAGCACUCUGGUCCAGGCCUUCACCAGCGAGCAGCUGCGGCUGUGGGAGCCGGGCUCCUGGCUGGAGAACGUGGAGCUCCACGCCACCGAGUUCCAGGGCCUGGCGCACCAGGAGGGCCACGAGUUGCAGGAGCUGCUGCUCAACUACUGCCGCUGCCGCAAGCAGCUGACGCAGGCGCAGACAGAGCUGCAGGCAGCCAACUCCGACAGCAAGAGCACGCAGAACCGGCUGUGGAGCUUCAAGGACGAGCAGCUCACCCUGCAGGGUGUGUGUGCUGACCAGGCCAAAGUGUGUGGCUACCACCGCUACCAGACGGUGGUGCUGAGUGAGGCGGUGGUGGCGGAGCUCAAGCACCUGUUCGAGGCCAAGUCGGAGCUGCUGCACCAGACCGUGGCCCUGCACUCCUACACCACCGUGCUGUCACGCCUGCAGGUGGAGUCCUACCUGUACCGGCUGCUCGGCAACAACCCCCUCACCCGGGGUGUGGCCCUGCAGGAGACAAGCUCAGCUUGUCCCGGUGGGAAAUCAUCACAGCCCUCCUCCCUGAGAGUGCUGAAGGAGAGCAUCAGUGUGCUGUUCAGCUUCACUCGCAGGGUGCUCGACGACUCCCAGUUUCAGGCAGACAUACACCUCUGGCUGCAGAAGCUGGUGUCGGUCCUGCACAAGGUGGCCUCAGCUGGAGAGCACCUCUAUCUCCUCAACCACCUGCUCUGCUGUCCUGCUGGAGUUGGGAAGUGGGCAGUGCCCUUCCUACAGAUUACGGUGCUGGAAAACCCCUCUGGGGUGUAUCACUUCAUGCAGGCUCUAGCUAUACUGAUGUCUCCAGUCAGGAACCGAGCAGACUUUCUGUGUCACAUGAAGCCGUGUGAGACCAAGUCCCCCCUGUCCAGCCACUCUGACCCGGCGUCUGGAAACUGGACCUUGGUGGAUGAGGGUGGAGAGGAGGAUGAAGACCCAGACACAAGCUGGCUGCUGCUGUCUGAGGAUGACCUCAUCGCCCUCUUCUCUCAGUUUCCUUUCGAUGAGCUCUUCAAACAUUUGCUGGGCAUGUCCUCAGAAGGCAACUACCUACCCCAGGCCACGACCAGUCAGAAGAUGAUGAAGAUAUUCGCCUUUGCCUCCUCUCUGGUCGAGCUUCUUGCUGUGGGCCUGCAGACCUACAACAGGGCUCGCUACCGGCAGUUUGUGAAGCGCAUCGGCCACAUGAUCAGGAUGACCUUGUGCUAUGUGAGCGAUCACUGGGCCCAGUACAUCAGCCUGACGGGGGUGGGCCGGACCACCGUGCAGGAGCAGUCCUUCUCCAUGGAGAAGCUGCAGGUGGAGUUUGACCACCUCUUCCUCCGCGCCGUCCUACACGUCCUCAAAGCCAAGAGGUUGGGGAUCUGGCUCUUCAUGUCGGAGAUGCCUUACGGCACGCUGUCCAGCGUCAUGCUGUGGAAGAUCUUCUACAUCAUGCACUGUGCUGAGACCGAGGGGCUGGACAGGCUAAGCUCAGCUCUGGAAGUAGACCUCUGCAUCCAGGGCCUGAGAGAGCCCAGCCACCAGGAGAAGUUUGAGCGCUGGCUGUCUGAGAUAAACAGCUCAGAUGGGAUCUGCCUGCUCACCACGUUUGCACACAUGGCCCAGCCCAAGCGGACAGACGCCGACCCCGAGUUUGUCAAGACCAUUGUGCUGGAGAUUUACGAGGUGGCCUACGUGAGUGUUGCCACGAGGGAGACCUUCUCUAAGGUGGGCAGAGAGCUGCUGGCGGCCAUAGCAGCUGCCCAUCCCCAUGUCAUCUCAGUGCUUCUGAAACGCCUGCAGGAGACCAUCGAUAAAGUGGGCAUGGUGUCCUUGUACCUGUUUAAGGAGCUCCCGUUGUACCUGUGGAAGCCUGUGACCAGUGAGGUGGGGGUGAUCCGCGGCUGGCUGCUGGACUUUGGCCUCCCUGCCGUGGAGAACAAGCUGGCCUGCAUCAUCCUGGAGGGACUCAACUGGGGCUACCACCCUAAUGGUUGUCUAGCCUUGCCAGAUGCCCUGCACUCAGAGGUGGCUCUGCUAGCAGUGGAAGCCUAUCAGAAAUACCUCACAGACAAACCUUAUGGGGGCAUCAUCUCAGAAAGCAUCAAACAGGUGUCCUAUCUGGCUAACGUGGUGAGGUUGGGCCAGACCCCAGAGGCGUCCUUCAACCAAUGGGCCUGGGACCUGGUGCUGCGCCUGAAGCUCCACGACAACGAGCGGCGUCUGAAGAACGCCUGGAACCCUGUGCCCUCCAGCGCCCCGCUGGUGCCCGACGUCACGGACAUCCCCACCAUGCACCCUGUGCUCAAGGCCGUCAAAGCAGGCAUUCCCAUUGGCUGCUUUCUGGCCAUCGCAAUGACCACCACUGGACACAGUUUGGAGAAGUUUUGCAGUGAGGGUAUUGCUUUGCUGAAGAUCCUGGUCCAAUCCCGCCACCUCAAAGCCGUGGUGCACGUUCUGGAUAAUCUCCUACCUCUGGUCUACCCGUGCCAGUUCUACUUGCUCAAGAACGAACAAUUCCUAGGCUGCAUCCAGAUGUUUCUACAGCUGGAUAGCGGGACCCCCCAGGGAGUGACCCAGCAGGUCACACACAAGGUGACCCAGCACCUUAUCGGAACCUCCCACAGCGAGAACAUCAAACUCCUCAACAGUGUCAUUCAGGCCCAUAUCCUGGAGAGUUCUAGAGCUGGCCGCGUGGGAGCGGCGGCAGUUCUGGAGUUCUGGGUGCAGGUUCUAACAGAGCAGAAUUCCUGGCACCGGGACAAGACGGUGCUGUACCUGCUGGAUCACCUUAGCCGUGCCGCUUUCCUGCACCAGCACGAGGAGUGCCUUCAGAAGAUCCUCUACCAGCAGCAUAAGAAUGCCUUAGGUUACCAUGGAGACAAGGGCCUUCUGUCUUCGCUGAUGGGCUGGAUAGUGGCUGGAAAUGUGACCCCCUCCUUUGUUGAAGGCUACGCCAUGACUGAAGAGGUGUGGUUUGCCUGGCUGGUGUUGAACAUGGAGUCCAUCUUCGAGGAGGACUCCCAGCUGCGGCGCUGUGUGGAACACGAGCUUCUGUCUAGCCCGGCCAGCCAUCCCGAUCAAGCCCUCAAGAAAGCUCAGGUGCGUUUGAAGCUGCACGUGGUGCCCUCCCUGCAGAGGAUGAUGGUCUACCGCUGGGCACAGCAGGCUCUGGCCACACCCGCUGACCACCCACUCCUGCCGCUGGUCUGGCAGAAGUUCCUGCAGCUCUACCUGCGCCAGCCUGGCCCAGAGUUCGGACUGGAGGCCAAGGGCUGCAUUGGGAAGCGCUACUUCCACGCCUCGGCCCACGCGCCCCUGCUGAAGGACCUGAGGCAGCGGCUGGUGGAGGUGUCCGACUUCCACCACGCCGCCAGCAAGGCCCUGAAGGUGCCGCGCUCCCCCAGCGAGGGCCCGGGAGACGGGGAGUCCCGGCCUGCCACCCCCAUCACCCAGUACAUGACCUCCCCUGAGCUGCACAUCGAACUCGUCAGGCUCUUUGGUGUCUUUGCCGUGUGGUUGGACGAUGAGAACCUGCAGAAGCAGGAGGUUUACCUGCCCUCUCUGCCAAAGCAGUACGAUGCGCACAAGCUGGCCAAGAUCAUGCAGAGGCAGCAGGAGGUGUGGAUGGAGUAUGUGGACAUUGAGCGUGUGCAGCACGAGCUGAAUGAGGUGCUGGACCUGUGGCAGAAGGUCAAGAACGAGCCGUCCUACCUGCACGUCACCAGCAACUCCAUCUUCACCGACUUCAUCAACCCACACGCCGCAAAGGAGCGCAUCCUGACCAACCUGAGGAAGCACGAUGCCCCGCAGGGAGCCCUGCUGCUGGUGCCCAUGAGAGCCCCGGUGCCCGACGUCCCGACCGCGUGUCUGUCUGAGGAGGCCGCCUCGUCCGCUCUCCUCCACAAGGAGCUCACCAAGCUCCAGCACCAGGCCAGACUUGCAGCGAUGCGGGAGACCCAGCAGGUGGCGCUGGACAGCGAGCUGCUGGAGCUGCUCCCUCAGCUCUACUGCAACCGCGAGGAGCAGCUCAGCAUGCAGCUGGAGUGCAAGGGCAAAGGGGGCCAGGCCUGCCAGGGCGCCGCCCACAUCAACGCAAAGUAUGAGGGCAUGCACCUGCAGGAGCCUGUCCAGACGCAGAUCCAGUCCCUGAAGAGCGACAUCAAGCAGCUGCAGACAGACGCCAUCAAGCCCCCGCCCCAGAGCGUAGCCGAGGCCGCCGUCCACACAGAGAACUUCAUCACUGCCCUGGUCAACGCCUUCAAGCUGCACCCAUCUCCGGCUGUGCAGAAGGUGGGCAUCACAGCCUUCUAUCAGGUGGUGUCGUUUGUGUGUGAGGACACCCUGCGCCAUCCUCCCACACGCCAGUUCUUCUCCUCCUGUGUUGAGAUCCUGGGUCAGGUGUUUAUCCAGGGUGUUCAGACAGAGUGCAGGCACAUCUUGAAGACCAUCCUGCAGAACCGCCGCCUCUGCAACCUCCUCUCCCCGUACUUCACGCCCAACGCCUCGCCGGCCGAGCUGGUGGCCCUCUACGAGGAGGUGGUCACAGCCCUGCACGCCGACAGCGGAGAUGUCAUCUUCAUGCUCCUCACCAAGUUUGACCUGAGCCAGUGGCUGGCGGGGUCCCAGCCAGCCUUCCCCGAGCGCAGCCGCCUGAUGGAGCUCAUCCAUUUGGCCCUGGGUGCGUGCGGCCUCCAGCCCGAGCCAGAGGUGCUCUUGCCUUUCAACCUCUUCUGCAAGCACUGGACACGCAUGCUGUGCCACCAGUUCCCCGACCACUACAGCGACUUUCUCCGCCUACUCAUGCAGAGUUCGUCUGAGCAGUUGCUGAGCCCAGAGUGUUGGAGGUCUUCCCUCCGAGUGCUCGGCUGUUCCCCGCCACCAACCAGGAAGAAGGUGGCCAGAGCCCCCAGCUCCUCCUCCUCCUCUUCCUCCUCAUCCCCCAAAGCUGGCUCUGGGUCUGCAUCUAUCUACCUCUCCCCACAACAGGUGGACGAAACAAUCGAGUGGCUGUCCAACUACUUCCUGAAGCUGCGUCUCUCUAAGGGGGACUUCCGCAGCUUCGGGCUGCUCUGCAAGUGGGCACCCUACAUUGAGGAGGUCAAGGCCUUCCUUGGGUACCUGGUCAACUACGUCAUCAGUCUGGAAGUGAACAACUGUGCCAAGGAGCCACUGGGGAGCACAAGACUACUCAAAGCUCUCCAAGAUCUGCAGUCUAAAAUGGCCAAACUCUUCAAGCCAUGGAUUCUGGUUCUAGACACUGAUGAUGCCAGUAAUCCCCGCUGCUACCCCUGGCUGGAGUCAGACACUGCGAUUGCCACUGGCCUUGUCUCCCUUUACGCCCAGCUAACCGACACCCUACAUGAGAAAUUCAAAGAUCGUUUGCUGCCGGGACAGAGGGGCGCCCUCUGGCUUCACCUCAUGCACUACUGUGAAAGCUGCACGUCCCCUAAGAUGCCCGAGUACCUUCUCUACGCCUACCACAGCGAGUACAACCUCUUACUGUGGAAAGACCUGCACCCAGACCAGGCUCUCAUGAGCCAGUUCUUUAACGUGGAGCGGGGCAGUCCUAAGAGCUGUUUCCUGUUCCUGGGGGGCGUGCUGUGUCAGGUGAACUGGGUGAGCGUGCUCAGUGAGGCCCUGGGCCCUCAGCCUGGCCCCGGGGCCCAGACCAUGGUGGUCUACUUGCUCUACAUGAUGGUGUUCCUGGCCAAGGAGGACCACCUGCUCAGCAAGCCCGAGUCGCCCCUGCUGAGUCUGCUGGGACAGUCCAGCUCUGUGCCCUGGCAUUUGGUGGACUCCUCCGCCUACGAGAACGUCACUGGCUAUGUCAACACCCACUACCCCUCCUCCCUCAUCCUCAGCCACGACACGUCCUCCCAGCUCGUCGUCAAACUCCUCAAAAUGGCCGCCGGCUUCGGGCCAGGUCUGGAGGGCAAACUGCACCAUGACAUGACACUGAAGUGCCAGGCCUUCCUCCGCCUCAUGGUCCAGUUCCUGACUGUCCUGGACCAGAACGGGAACAUCAGUCUGGCCUCCCUGGAGGUGGAGAUGGAGAAACUGUUGGAGUGCAUUGUGGUCUUCAACCCGCCAGAGACAGACCUGCAGCAGAGACACAUGGCCACCUGCAGCCUGUUCGCCGAGCUCCUGAGCCUCCUCAACGGUGCCGGCGUGUCCACGGCUGAGGGGCUCGGCGCCAAGCUGCACAGCUGGGUGGAGAAGAGGGCCCGCGGGCCGCUGGUGCUGCCCCUGCUGACCGCCGCCUGCCGUUGCCUGGCCUCCGUCCGCCACAUGGCCCGCGCCACCGAGGCCUGCAUCCUCUCCUACUUCGCCGACGGUGCUGAUCAGUACUUUGGCUGGGGUCCUAUUUUGGUGUCCUUGCAAGUGCCCGAGCUGACUGUGGAUGACUUCAUCCAGGAGAGCCUGUCCCUGGGGAGCUUCCUAACCCUCUACGUCUACGUCCAGCAACGGCUCAACCUGGACCAGACCGUGGUGAACGAGAAGAGGACCCUGGCACUCCUGACUACCUGGCUCAACCAAGUCUUCCCCAGUGGUCCGGCAGACGAGGCCAAGCUCUUCCUGUGGUGGCACAAAUUCCUGCAGCUGAUCCAGGGGCAGGUGGAUCUGGGGGACGCGUGCGCGCUCGACUACCUGACCCUCACCCUGCUGGCCUUCCAGGCCCGGCUGGCCCUGCUCGGGGAGGAGAGGAUCAACUCGGGCAUCCUGGGAGCCAUCGGCCUGGGCAGGAAGUCUCCUUUGUCUAGCAGGUUCCGCGUGGUGGCUCGCAGCAUGUCUACCUUCCUCCUGGUGCAGGUUCCCUCAGAGAACCAGCUACGCACCCAGGCGGGCCCUGGACUGCCACUCUCCGCCAAAGCCCAGCAGGCCCUGGCCGUGCUGGAGUCCAUGCCUGGCAACAAGCAGUAUGCUGAGCUCCAGGAGGCCGUGGGCCAGGCCCGCGAGUUCAUCACGCACCCGGGCUACUGUCUGCGCGACGCCAACCGCCUCCUGGCUCUGCUAGUCAACUCCCUCUACACGGACCUGCACUACCUGGACAUCAUCCGUUAGCACACACACUCUCACACACACACACACACACACACACACACACACUCACUCACUCACUCUCUCUCUGUCACAUCUUGUACUCCGUUACUGAUUUUUUUUUCUGCCCCGGCAUCUGAGCAUGCACAGGGCCAGAUUGUAAACUGUUUGCAUGCUUAGCGGGUGCCGUCACAAGCUAUUUUCUUUUCUCUACCUUCAGCCAAUGCGAGAAGACUGAAUCAUCCUGAGAAGUCACGUCGAACACUUUUUUUGGGGGGGCGGGGGGGGGUGUUUUUCUUUUAGUCACAGACGCUCAUCAGAGUAGUGUGUCAUUUGAGAUGAUAAAUACCCUGUAUUUUGCCAAGUUGGGAUGUGUGAAUGUCAGUUCAGUUCUGCUUUUAUUUAUAUUGUUUUUAAAUGUCCAAGGGUAUUGUUUGAUGCGAGUGAUGUCCCGUGUCGAUCUUAAAAUGUGCUUCUGCGCACACA
Molecule: messenger RNA, 8479 nt
Organism: Alosa sapidissima (American shad)
Lineage: Eukaryota; Metazoa; Chordata; Actinopteri; Clupeiformes; Clupeidae
Gene: epg5
Product: ectopic P-granules autophagy protein 5 homolog (C. elegans)
Exons: 46
Coding region: 227-8017 (2596 amino acids)
Biological process (GO): autophagosome maturation
Cellular component (GO): cytoplasm
Source: RefSeq, a predicted model, not a curated record